Messenger RNA from Mercenaria mercenaria, 11005 nucleotides. RefSeq lists its product as uncharacterized. Lineage: Eukaryota; Metazoa; Mollusca; Bivalvia; Venerida; Veneridae. The record is from RefSeq and is a predicted model, not a curated record. Gene Ontology annotation, biological process: signal transduction. The transcript has 3 exons. Gene Ontology annotation, molecular function: protein binding. The coding region runs from base 71 to 1021 and encodes 316 amino acids.
UAUAGAAAAGAUCUGGAGCAGAGAAGAAAACAAAGAUUUCUUGGAACACAAGGACGUGCUGCUUAACUACAUGGAGGUUCUUGGAUAUAUAACCAAGCCAAGGCAUCAGACUGAAGAAACAAACAGCUCAGCAGACUUGGAGGCUGCAGAGUAUUAUUUUGUCCCGUGUAAACUAAAGGAGCCCGCUCAAAGAGAAGUUACAGCUAGCACCGAUUCACGCCAUUGCAAAUCUACUAGUAAACUCUGUUUCACUACAUCCGAAGAAAAGGACGAGAGAUUUAUUCCUAAGACAGCAUUUAACCGCUUUUUUGCAAACUGUCUAAAUAAAUGGCCCCUGUCAAUACAGAAAGGAAAAUCCAUGAUUUUCUGCGGCGGUGCAGUAUUUUGUCUGGAAGAGAAUCAUUUCCUUUAUAUAUUCUUGUACGAGCACGUGAUUCAGAUGUGGAUAUCAAGACUAAGUAUAGACGGUCAAAGUCCAAAGCACUCAGUCUGUCUUAAAACAAAAGACUGUGUUACGAGCAUGCUUGAAGAAAAUGUCAAAAUCAACAGCCACUUCGUGCUGUUUGUGAAGUGUCCUGAAGCUUCACUGAAUAAUGACGAAACGAUGAUGUUGCUUGAAGGAGAAACCGAUAUCCAUCAAGACCCGAUUCCAUGUUAUUGCCAAGGCAAAGAACACUUGAUAGUAUAUGAAGACUUGAUCAAAUACUGGUCUGAUGAAACCACUGUGCUAGAAAUGAAACUUGGAUCGGAAUUCAGUUUUGAAAGAAUCCCAACCGAGAAAGAGUUCAGUCACAUUGCAAAAGAAAUUGGUUAUGAAUUUAAACAACUGGGAUUCGAACUGCAUUUUUCACAAGCUGAAAUCGACCAAAUAUGCAUAGAUAAUGAAAUUGCUGUUGACAGAACAAGAACAUUACUGCUGAAAUGGAGGACCCGUGCGGCGGACAAUGCAACGUUUGGUGAGCUAGGGGCUGCAAUGCACAGAGUCGGUUUAGACGUUGCAAAGGCUUUUAAAACGAUUUAAAAGAAUGACUUGAAGAUAUUGAUAUCUCAACCCAUUGAUGAAAUGAUUUAUCCAAUAAUGGGGGUCAUUACAUUUGUUCAUUCGUCACAACUUAGUGAAUGUUGCAUUGUUAUUAACAUCCAUUAUCAGAAGACCUACUUCUUAACGUUUGCCAGUUCGGCAUGGUUUUAUUACAUAGUUUGUCGUGUUGAAUCUCAACCUUGUUUAAAUGAUAAACAAGCAUAUGCAGAUGCAAAUAGAAUAUAUCGGACUUUGAUAUCCGGCCCUUAUUCGUCAACGUUUAAAGUCUGAAAUUUAGACUGUAAGAAUACAUUUUGCUCUGGGACUGUCAAAUAUUCAUACAUUGUAAAAGAACUUUGCAAGAAUUUUUUUUCCUGCAGUUAAUUUUCAGUAAUAUGAAUACUAUACACAGGCUUUACGUGCCCUGGUUUAUUUGUAAUGGCUUCAGAUUUCGAUUUAUAAGUACACAAAGUGGGCUUUAGCAGGUGAAUUCUUGAAUGAUAGAAACCUUGUUUCAUUACCAAUCAUACGCAAAUUAAAUUCGAGCAACGCAUUUUAUGCUUGAAACAUGGCCAGCGUACAAAAGUUAUUACACUAGUUUAGUACCAAAAAUUGUAGUGGCUUUAUUUACUCCCACGAUACCAAAGCAUGUUAUAAAGAAUGCAUUUUUCAUACUUUGAUGAUCAAACAGGCUGAAGGAAGGGACAUACGUAAUUUAGUACAAUUUUGAUGGAGUAGCUUUAAUACAUUUGCUUUUUAGCUCACCUGAGCACAAAGUGCUCAGGGUGAGGUAUUGUGAUCGCUCACCGUCCGGCGUCCGUCCGUCCGUCCGUCUGUCCGUCCGUCCGUCGUCCGUCCACACUUUCCUUUAAACAACAUCUCCUCCUAAACCAACAGGCCAAUUUUGAUGAAACUUCACAGGGAUGUUCCUUGGAUGGCCCCCUUUCAAAAUUGUUCAAAGAAUUGAAUUCCAUGCAGAACACUGGUUGCCAUGGCAACCGAAAGGAAAAACUUUAAAAAUCUUCUUCUCAAAAAUCAGAAGCCCUAGAGCUAAGAUAUUUGGUGUGAAGCAUUGCCUAGUGGACCUCUACCAAGUUUGUUCAAAUCAUGACCCCGGGAUCAAAAUUGACCCCACCCCAGGGGUCACUUGAUUUUACAUAAGAAAAUCUUAAAAAAUCUUCUUCUCAAAAACCAGAAGCCUUAGAGCUUAGAUAUUUGACAUGUAGCAUUGCCUAGUGGACCUCUACUAAAAUUGUUCAAAUCAUGACCCCGGGGCCAAAAUUGACCCCGCCCCAGGGGUCACUUGAUUUUACAAAGGAAAAUCUUCAAAAAAUUUCUAAAAAUAAACCAGAAGGCCUAGAGCUUAGAUAUUUCACAUGUAACAUUGCCUAGUGGACCUCUACAAAAUUUGUUCAAAUCAUGGCCCCCGGGUUCAAAAUUGACCCCGCCACAGGGGUCACUUGAUUUUACAUAGGAAAAUAUUUAAAAAAUCUUCUUCUCAAAAACCAGAAGCCUAGAGCUUAGAUAUUUGACAUGUAGCAUUGCCUAGUGGACCUCUACUAAAGUUGUUCAAAUUAUGACCCGGGGGUCAAAAUUGACCCCGCCCUAGGGGUCACUUGACUUUACAUAGGAAAAUUUUCAAAAGUUUUCUAAAAAUAAACCAGAAGGCCUAGAGCUUAGAUAUUUCACAUGUAGCAUUACCUAGUGGACCUCUACAAAAUUAGUUCAUAUCAUGACCCCCUGGGUCAAAAUUGACCCCGCCACAGGGGUCACUUGAUUUUACAUAGGAAAAUCUUCAAAAUUUUUCUAAAAAUAAACUAGAAGGCCUAGAGACUAGAUAUUUGACAUGUAGCAUUGCCUAGUGGACCUCUACAAAAUUUGUUCAAACAUUGUCCCCCGGGGUCAAAAUUGACUCCGCCCUAGGGGUCACUUGAUUUUACAUAGGAAAAUCUUAAAACAAAAUUCUGAAAAUAAACCAGAAGGCCUAGAUCUUAGAUAUUUGACAUGUAGCAUUGCCUAUUAGACUUUUACAAAGUUUAUUCAAAUCAUGGCCCCUGGGGUCAAAUUGACCCUGCCCCAUGGGGUUACUUGAUUGUAAAUAGAAAAAUCUUCAAAAUUUUCUAAAAAUAAACCAGAAGAGCUUAGAUAUUUGACAUGUAGCAUUGCCUAGUGGACCUCUACAAAAAGUUUUCAGAUCUUGUUUUUAAAGUUACUUAAAGAAAAUUUCAACUAUAUUUUCUCAUAAUUCUUUUGAUUGAUUUCUAUUUUGAUCUUUUGACCUUGAAGACUUGUCCUUAAGUGCAAUGAUAACAGGUGAGCGAUAUAGGGCCAUCAUGGCCCUCUUGUUUGAUGAUAGAGAAUCUAACCAUGAAUACCCUGUAUCUUUAAUGAGAAGUUCGUCAUUAAUUUUACGUAAUACUUAAGCUGCAUUCAAGCACUUAUAUCUAAGAACUAUAUAUACCAUUAUGUUUUACUAAUGCAUAGACGUUUGCUGUUUUCUUAGUAUAGAUUAUUAGAUUUGUAUCUAGAAAUAAGUACGAGGUCUGCAGCAGAAAUAUUACGCGGCUUUAGGGACGCAGUAUUCUUCCGCGAAUGAACGAGUGCAUGUAAAGUAAUAAUCUUAUCACACAGCUUUACACUAUUUUAUUAAUUAAAUAUAUGUAUUUUUGUAUCUGAGACAAAGGGAAAUACCGUCGCUGAUGAACUUCAUAAUACGAUGACCAGAUGAAACACGCGCCAUAAGUGACGUCACACAUCCGAAAUUUGAACGCCGUUAAAACAUUGACCUGUGCGGUUUCAUUUUAUCUUAAUCAAUUUAAAACAUGAGUAUAUAUAUAUAACAAUACACGGUACAUAUCUAAAUAAUCAUAUUCUUCUGUGUUAAACGGUGUACAUGGUAUCAGUUUGAACUGCAUUAGAAUGAGAAGUAGAUUAUAUCAACAAACAAAGCGACUGAUUCAUGCCAUUGCAAAGGGGUUUUACCGUUAUAUGACCCUUUGUUAUUUUCUAUUUAAGAUAUCAUUUACAGAGAAUGUAUAUUGUAAUAUACUGAAUAUCACUACCAUUAUGCGUUAUCGCACGAAUUUUGUUUUCAAAUUUGUUAAUAAUCUGCAGUAACAUUUGAGAAAAUAGUUCACGAAGGGGCAAUAACUUACGGGUUAUUUUUAUUUGAAACAACAAGUCUAUUGAGCAGCAUGCUAUUUAUUUGCUGGUUAUACAACAUAUUGUAGCUGUCAGAGUACUCUGCUGCCGUGGUUUUUGAUCUAAGUCGAUUGACUAUGAACGAUAUAAUACCGUUAAAGUAAUUAAAUUACCAAUCCUUCUUAUAGUUAUUGUAAUGUUUGCAUAUGCCUGUAAAUUGAAAGUUGCCUUUGUCAGUAAAUCGUGAGUGAUUAUUGAUACAAUUGUCAGUUAUAUUCUAUUACAACAGAUCUAAAAAGAAGAAGUGAACUGAAAGGUGUAAUUAGAAAAUAGUUGUUGUAUUUGAUAUUCCAUUCCCUUAGUCAUGCCACGUAUCGGCUAAUGUAACAAUUGUUUUAUUCUAUGAAACUAAAAGAAACUAUUUCUUCUCAGUGAUCCACUAGCUCAUUAUGAUGCAUUAUAUGUUUGCUGAUAUGCGAGAGUAAUUUAUACGUGCACGUACAAAUAUUUUGUUGAUAUGUUUCUGACGAUCAGAAGCAAUCAUUUGCACUUGCAAAACCCGAGGUGAGAUUACUUUCUGUAGUAGCCCAGAGCUACCUGUAGUGGUUUUCCUCCACCAUCAAAAGCUGGCAAAAUGGCAAUAUGUACUAUAUUGCUUCGGUGUAACUGCAAAAAAACAUAUAUGGUUGGCUUUCGCAUGGCGGAAAAAUGGCAAGAACGCGUAAACUAGGUUAAAAUUCAUCCCGGGUGUGAAGGAAUAUAGUCCUAAAGCCUCUUGAAAUGAAUGUGCCGUUUUUAAAAAGACUUACGUUUCCGUCAAAUCACUGCCAGUAAUACGUUUUACAUACAAAAGUAUUCAAAAUCAUCGGAGUUAAUGAAUAGUCCAUAAAUGUUAACAUCCGAGUUCAACGACUGCACUAGCGGCCGUUUUCGACAGUCUUUUUUUCGACCAUGCCUAUUUAACGGCUAAUAUACUUUUUCAGGAAUAACGUAGAACCCGGAAACUUUACACAGGUGUUCCGAAAGGACUCAUCUGUUAAACCAGAUUAUAAAAGUUUCCACAGGUUGUUCAGAAACAAAACAAUUUGCGCAAAACUAUGGAUUUUUGCUCGAUUUUUUUCAAACUGAAGAAAUUGUUAGCGAAUAUCUCAAAACAUAACGAUCGUAUUUGGCCCAGAAAUUGUAAAUGUAAGCCAUGGUCAUUCCUUGACAAAACUGUCAAGUUGAUUUGCAAGAAUUUGCUUCGUUUUAAUAGAAAUAAAUGAAAAACUUUACCUACCGAUUUCCAGCUGGGUUACAUUUCCAGCUGGGUUACAUUUCCAGCGCUAGUCAGGAUAGCCGGUUAUCCAGUGUGUUAACCGGCCACUUUAAAAUCGAAAAUAGUUUUUCAGAGUAUUCACGCUUCCUUUGUAUUGUGUGUUGUUUUCGACCUGGCGGGGCGGGGUUAAUAUGUGCCUUACGGAAAUAAUUGUAAUCUAAAAAACGAGAAAUUGGUUAGAGCAAUAUCAUUGUUUAAUUCCGUAGUCUUUCGGUAACCAACGACAUAAUUUCAAUGCUACAUUGGCUGCAAUGUAAGGUAGAUGGCCACUGAAUAAGAAAUCAGACUUCCGAAUAUACUACAUAAUUAUAUCCUGCACAAUAAUGCAGUGGACCGUCGCGAAACCCCGUCCUGACAAGUCGAUUAAAUCGCGCAAUUGAUCAGUUGUAUUGUUUUAUUUAUUAUACCCUCAGAUACAGUAUCUUGGUGCUAUACUGGACUCCAGUCCGUACGUCGGUCGUUACGUCCGUCCGUCUGUAGACGAAAUUUGUCCGGCUAUUUCUCAGCAAUUAUUUGCCAGAUUUUUAUUAAACCUUGUAAUUAUUAUCAGUAUCAAGCCUAGUUGUGCAUGUUUGCAGCGGGUUCCAUUUGGAUGAUUUUGCACUAAGUUAUGGCCCUUUAUUGAUUUUUUUCUUUAUAUCUAUGUGGAAAAAUUCAGCGCUAUUUCUUUUAUCAAACUAUGUAAUUCUUAUUGGUACUAAGUCAAGUUGUGCUUGUGCAAAACACGUUCCAUUUAAAUGAUUUUUCACAUAGUUAUGGCUCUUUAUCAUUUUUCUUCAUAUGUAUAUGGAAACAAAUGUCGCAUUAUUUCUCAAUUAUUGCAUGCCAGACUUUUAUCAAACCUUGUUAUUAUUAUCAUCGGUACCAAGUGUAGUUGUGCAUAUGCAAAGCACGUUCCAUUUGAAUGAUAUUUCUCGAAGUUAUGUCCCUUUAUUUGUUUCAAAUAUGAGUAAAGUUACACUGGAAAAAUAUUCAAUAAUUUUCUAACAUAUUCAUUCGCUGUUGUCGACCCUUAGUGAUUACAUGGUCUCUUGACCAUGAUAUUUACCUACUGACCUACUUUCUUCUUUUUUAAGAUAUUGCCAUAAAAUUUAAAACACUUCUUCAGUUUUGAACAUACAUCUCAUAACAGACUUAAAGAGACCUUGAUUUUGACCUACUAACUUUAAGUGACCUUGAUUUUGGAAUCUGACGUUUGAUAAAUUUCAAAACAUAUUACUGCUGGCUUAAAUCGCUUUUAACAUGAAACUGCCAUCCUGUCACCACGACUUCAAGUCCCAAUCACUUUUAUGAUUUGUGGCAAGUUUCUAUUCGUUUCCUUGGCAAAACAAUCGGUUUUAUUGUCAUAUAUUUUGACCCUUUAUUAGUCCCCUAAUGGUUGAAAACCAGUUUCGGGGACUAUAGGAAUGCGCUUUUCAAAUGUUAAUAUGGCAAGAACAGGGUCUGUUUCGUGUCCGGUCCAUAACGCUGCCAUCCAUGAAUGUAUUUUAAUAUUACCUGGCACAAAUGUUCCCCAUGAUGAGAGACGUGUCGUGCGCAAAACCCGGACCCCUAGCUCAAAGGUCAAGGUCACAAUUGAAGGUCAAAUGUCAAUACGGUUUUUCCUGUCCAGUCCAGAACUCUGCCAUCCAUCAAGGGAUUUUAAUAUUACUUGGCAUGAAUGUUCCCCAUGAUGAAAUGACGUGUCAUGCCCAACACCCAGAACCCUAGCUUAAAGGUCAAGGUCACGCUUGGUGAUCAAAGGUUAAUGGGUCAAUGUUCUUGUCCGGUGUAUAACUUUGUCAUGAAUAACAGGAUUUGAAUAUUUCUUGGUACAAAUGUUCAGCAUUAUUAGAGGGAGUGUCAUGCACAAGAACCUGGUCCCUAGGUCGAAGGUCUAGGUCACACAUAGAUGCCAAAGGUCAGAUACAAGAAUGACUUUGUCUGGAACACUUCUUCAUGCAAGGAGGGAUUUUGAUGUAACUUAGCAGAAAUGUUCACUAUCAUGAGACAGAUUGUUAUGCGCAAGAACCAGGUCUCUAGGUCUAAGGUCAAGAUCACGCUUAGAGGUCAAAUGCCAAAUUCAGGAAUGACUUUGUCCGAAGCAUUUCUUUCUGCAUGUAGGGAUUUUGAUGAAACUUGGCAGAAAUAUUCACCACCAUCAGGCACUCUUUUUUAUGCCCCCCCCCCAUAAGUGGUGGGGGCAUAUAGAUUGAUUUGGUCUUGUCCAUGCAUCCGUCCGUCUGUCCGUCCGUCCGAAGUUCGUGACGCGCCUAGCUCGAAAAGUAUUUGAUAUAAAUUGAUGAAACCUUGCAUGAGUCUUAAUCAUGAUAUGAACUUGCGCACCUCCUAUUUUUCAUCUGGCUCCACCCCCUUUUUUCAGAGUUAUGGCCCCUGAAAUAGUCAAAAGUGCACAUUUUGAGCUUGUGACACGCCUAGCUAAAAAGUAUUUGAUAUAGAUUCAUGAAACCUUGCAUGAGUCUUAAUCAUGAUAUGAACUUGCGCACCUUCUAUUUUUCAUCUGGCUCCGCCCUCUAUUUUCAGAGUUAUGGCCCCUGAAAUAGUCAAAAAUGCACAUUUUCACCUUGUGACAUGCCUAGCUCAAAAAGUAUUUGAUAUAGAUUCAUGAAACCUUGCUUGAGUCUUAAUCAUGAUAUGAACUUGCGCACCUCCUAGUUUUCAUCUGGCUCCACCCCCUAUUUUCAGUGUUAUGGCCCCUGAAAUAGUCAAAAAUAAACAUUUUCAGCUUGUGACACGCCUAGCUCAAAAAGUAUGUGAUAUAGAUUCAUGAAACCUUGCAUGAGUCUUAAUCAUGAUAUGAACUUGCGCACCUUUUAGUUUUCAUUUUGGUCUGCCCCCAAUUUUCAGAGUUAUGGCCCCUGAAGUAGUCAAAAAUGCACAUUUUCACCUUCUGACAUGCCUAGCUCAAAAAGUAUUUGAUAUAGAUUCAUGAAACCUUGCAUGAGUCUUAAUCAUGAUAUGAACUUGUGCACCUUCUAUUUUUCAUUUGGGUCCGCCCCCUGUUUUUAGAGUUAUGGCCCCUGAAAUAGGCAAAAAUGUACAUUUUCACCUUGUGACACACCUAGCUCAAAAAGCAGUUAAUAUAAAUGGUUAAAACUCGCAGAAGUCUUUAUCAUGAUAUAAACUUGCACACCUCUAAUUUUUUGGCUGGCUCCACCCCUUAUUUUUAAAGUUAUGGCCCCUGAAAUAGUAAAAAAUGCACUUUUUCACCUAAUUAUAUACCUAGCUCAAAAAGUAUUUGAUGUAAAUUCAGGAAACCUUGCUGGAGUCUUUAUCGUGAUGUGACCUUGCACACUUGGCAUUCUUCUUGAGAAUCUUAGCUCUUAUUACAGAGUUAUGGCUCUUGAAAUAGCCAAAACAGUGGAUUUUUUGUUUGUGAUGCUCAUAGCUCAAAAAGUAUAGCGCCUAGAAUAAUCAAUCCUUUUCAUAAAAUGUUUGUUGAGGCUAUACCCCAUUAAGACUGCAAACAUUUGAAUUAUUGCCACUUAUUUGUGACAAAUGUACCAGUGGGGGCACACCCUGUGUCCUACAGACACAUUCUAGUUUAGAAUUAUGUCCCUUUGUAUUACUUUGAGUUGCUUAUAUUGUAACGUACUUAUUACAGGCUGUAGGGACAAAGCGAGACCAGUUUUCUGUGGUACAACAUGCAUGUUACAUCCAAUUUUUAGGUGUAUAUUGACCUAUCUUGCCUGGUAAAGAAUUUUGUGAGGACUUAUAUGGAUUUUUUAAUGUUACCUUUUUGAUAAUCGGCCAGAAAUGUUUUAUAAAAAUAACUAUAGGGUUUUAUAUAUACAAAUUUUAACCUAAGUUUUGUUUAUAACAUACUGUAUAUUUAGUACAAUAUUGUUUAUACAUCAUUGACAGAAAUCAGAUCAUUAUGUUAUACUACAGAGGAAAAAAAAUGCCUUCCAGUAUGGGACUUUAUAUUGCAAUACUUCAUUCACUUGUUUUAAAAGAGCCUUUGCAUAGCCGAGUUUGUCAAAGGCCUCGUUAUAAAAUAGGGUUAUUAUAACAGUAGCUUGAUCUGGGAUGCAGUAUUCGGCUCGAGUGGAUUUUGCCAGAUCGGAUCUCACGAGGCGCGCAAAAUCCACGAGAGCCGUAUACAAAGUCCCAGAUCUAGCUACUGUUAUAAUGACCCUUUUAUUAUAUACCUUUACCAUUUUGAUUCUUGUUUCGUUCUUGAACGAAAUCUUCAAUGUUUAUUGAUAUUAAAUGGACCUAAGUGAAGUUUCUAUGUGCGUUAUUUAUAGAAAUGUGUCGGGUCAUGCAUAUUAAUGUAAAUAGUCCGGCAGCAUACAAUACGGAAGGUACAAUACGGAAUUUAAAAGGUACAAUACGGAAUUUUUGUCUGUCUGUUCAUAUUUGAUUGUGAAAUACAAGCCGAUUUCCUACAGAAUGUAUAUAGGUAUAUAAUAACAGGAAUUAUGUGAUCAUUUCUUUCCAUCAUCAGUAAUUCAUAUUUAGCUAGCAGCUAUUUAGUAUUCAUCUGACAGUAGACACGGAACGUAAUUUGUCUCAAGAAUUAUUUGAAAUUUGAUAACUGCUCUCUAGAAGUGGAACCCACUGAUUUACAUUCAUGGCACCAUUGAAUAGGACUGAAAGCUGAACACAAAAUAUUCAAAAUUAUCGCCAUUAUGUUUAUUUUACGCCAUUUUCUCCUCUGCAGUGACCGUGAUAUUAUCAUUUUUUAAUAAAAACACUAAGGCGUAGAUAAUGUCAUGUCUAUCGUCAUGGACCGAAGCUUAAAAAACGAAAUUAAGCAGAGUUUUCGAAUUGUCUUGAUCACUAUGUCUGCCAAUGAUGCAAUUUUGGACUAUUUGUUCUGUGUCCUGUCGGAAUGUCAAUAUAAAAGGUGUUUUACUCGUGCCUAGUUAUGUAUUACUAAGAAAUACUGAUCUGACCAUCUUAUCCUCCAUUUGGCAAAUAUCUGACUGGACAUUACUGAAAAUACAUCUUUGUAAUUUAGCACACAUUUAAAGGUUCUUAGUUUGUUUGUUUGUUUUGGGUUUAACGCCGUUUUUCAACAGUAUUUCAGUCAUAUAACGACGGACAGUUAACCUAACCAGUGUUCCUGGAUUCUGUACCAGUACAAACCUGUUCUCCGCAAGUAACUGCCAACUUCCCCACAUGAAUCAGAGGUGGAGGACUAAUGAUUUCAGACACAAUGUCGUUUUAUCAAAUAGUCACGGAGAACAUACGCCCCGCCCGAGGAUCGAACUCGCGACCCCGCGAUCCGUAGACCGACGCUUUACCUACUGAGCUAAGCGGGCGAGCUAAAGGUUCUUAGUAUCAGAUUUUGGUCAUGCUAUAGAUUUGUUUGAAACGCUUGGCAGGAGUAACUCUUAAAAUUGAUUUUAACCAAGAUAAACUUAUUUAAGCUUAAAUAUUAAGAUUUCAAGAAUAUCAAACUACGCAAAGCUGUUUUCAUUUUGAAAUACACAGCCAGAAUAAAAUGUAUAGGAUGAUCCUUUUGAUUUUGUUGGAUUUAACGUCUAUCGGCAGAAUAAUGCGUCAUAUAGCGACUG